Molecule: messenger RNA, 825 nt
Organism: Trypanosoma conorhini
Lineage: Eukaryota; Euglenozoa; Kinetoplastea; Trypanosomatida; Trypanosomatidae
Product: putative histone-lysine N-methyltransferase
Exons: 1
Coding region: 1-825 (274 amino acids)
Biological process (GO): regulation of transcription regulatory region DNA binding; DNA damage checkpoint signaling; DNA repair
Cellular component (GO): nucleus
Molecular function (GO): histone H3K79 methyltransferase activity
Source: RefSeq, a predicted model, not a curated record
AUGUUGGAGUAUGUGCAGCGUGAGGUGCGUGGCGGGAGGGCUUCUCGUAAGCAGCCACGUUCUGUUGUAGUCCCCUGCGGCGAACAAGGCAGCGGAACUUCGAAGGACCCUUUUGUGCUUCCCCUGCGCGAGACCCCAAAUAGGAGUCAGUGCUACCACUGCAUUGAGGAUUGCUGCGAUUGCCAGUGGAUGGUGCGGAGACUGGGGGAGUGCUACGCCUCGUUGCCGGUGACGAGGCAGGUGAUGCCGUCUCGGAAGAGGGAGCUGUGCGCCAAAUCUAUUCUGCCUCCUUUUGUGUCGCGUCUUGUGCGUAUCGCGAAGAUUGCGCCGCAGGACACUUUUUAUGACUUGGGCUGCGGAAAUGGAAGCGUUCUGUUUCAGGUGGCUUUGAUGACUGGCGCUCGCUGCGUUGGCGUGGAGGUUAAUGAGCGCAACGCCACCGUUGCGAGGGAGGCGUGGCGCCGCCUUCGGCCUGCGGUUGAGUCCCGGCGUGGUGGCGCCGUGGAGGUUGAGAUUAUUUGCGGCGACUUUUGCGCCCUCAUGCGGGACGAGGCGUUCUUUGCCGCCUCUCCGGUGGUGUGGGCGGCCAACCUCCUCAUGCCGAGUUCGGUGAACCACUACUUGUCGGAGCGGUUUCGCUCGCUCCCGAAGGGAAGCCGUGUGCUCUGCCUUGCGGACUUGUAUCCGCACGGCAGGUCGGUGGCCGCGUUGCGCGACCCUGACGCAUUCGAGAAGUUUGCCAUGACGGACUUUAGGUGGCAGGCGAAGAGUGUCGAGUGGUGCGACCUGGAGGGCCCAUUUUUCAUGUACGCGAAACGCACAUGA